UGCCAAGGCUGCAGCCAUGGGGCGGGAGUUUGAGAUGGGGCUGGUUUUACUGUGGGGCAUUUUCCUGGGCCGGGGGGCUUUGGCUGAUCCGCAGAGUUCUGCAUGGUGGCAGCCGGAGACCUGGGAUCGCGCCCCCUUGCCCCCUUCCUCCUUUUCCAGGGCUGCCCCUGCCACGCCCCACGCGGUGCAGGUUUCCUGCGAGCCCCACCGCUUGGUGGUGGCAGUGCACCGGGAUCUCUUUGGGGUGGGCAGGCUGGUGGCCCCCGCGGACCUGACGUUGGGGGCGGCCUCGUGCCCCCCCGCGUCCUUCAACGCUGGCACAGACGUGGUCCUCUUUGAGGCUGGUCUCCAUCAAUGUGGCAUCGCGGUGGAGCUGACCCCAGAACUGCUGGUCUACCGAACGAGCCUGUUCCACAAGCCGUCUCCUUCCGCCAAUUCCGUCAUCACCAGGACCAACGCCGCGGAGAUACCCAUUGAGUGCCGCUACCCCAGGAAAGGCAACGUCUCCAGCCAAGCCAUCAAGCCCACCUGGGCUCCCUUCAGGUCCACGGUGUCGGCCGAAGCGAGGCUUGGGUUCUCGUUGCGGCUCAUGAACGAUGACUGGAGCGGAGAGCGGCUAUCUUCUCGCUUCCAGCUGGGUGAGAUCCUGCACCUGCAAGCCCAAGUCAAGGCGGAGAACCACCUGCCCCUGAGGCUCUUUGUGGACAGCUGCGUCGCCAGCCCUGAAGCCACUCUGGGGUCUACGUAUGCUAUUGUCGACUCCAACGGGUGCCUGGUGGACGGGAGGCAAGAGGGCGUCUCGUCCGCGUUCCUCGCCCCCCGAGUCUCCGAGGGUACGCUACGUUUCACGGUGGACGCAUUCCGGUUUUCCGGGGACUCCAGGAAUAUGCUGUACGUGAUUUGCCACCUCAAGGUAACGCGAGCCGACCAAAUGCCAGAUGUCCGGAACAAGGCUUGCUCCUUCGACGUUGCCAGCAGCACCUGGCUUCCUGUCGAGGGACCUCGGAGCAUCUGCAGCUGCUGCGAGGCGAGGAACUGCGACCGGGUGCCGGGAGAGCAGCCCCCCAGCUUCCGCCCCAGACCCCGGGCCGUGGGGAUGAGCUGGCAAAGGAGCCUGCCAGCCGAGUUGACCGCACCCCAGGCCCACCUGACGCUGGGACCCCUCUAUGUUUUCGACUCCCCGGAGAGCGUUGCAGACUUCCCAGGAGACCCGGCCGGCUCUCGGAAGAUGGCGGUGGAAGAGUUCAAGGAAUCCAAGGUAGAUGUAAUGAGACCCUCCCUGCCCUUCAAAGACCCGGGAAGGUCGGCCAACAUCUCGGAAGAGCAGGAGGAUAAUCCUGAGCCGCCAGUGGAUGUGUACAUGAGGAGAGGCCCCAUCUUCAUCAGUGAGGCUGAAGAGGGAUCUGGGUUUCCGGACCUAGUUGAAGCAGCAAGGCCAGAGGCGAGGAAAGCGCUGGAACUGAAGGCUGAGGUUGUCACCAUGACCCUCGAAGGUGCUAUCUCCAGGGCGGAGAACCGUACUGCCUCCAGGGCUGGGGAACUCACUGCCACUGCGUCGACAGCUGCCCCCGGAAAAGGGUGGAAGCCCACCUUCCAGUUCUUUGCCAUGGUUCUGAUCAUCGUAGAAUCCACCAUGCUCCUCAUCCUUGCCGCCGUUCACCUGUCCCUCAGACACCACGGCCGUCCGCGUUCUUCAGCUCAGCACGACAUCCAACAUUUUUAAGCAUCUUCCAUGCAAACUGUUACCAAAAUAAAGCACUUUAAAGAAACACACACGC
This is a messenger RNA of Lacerta agilis (Sand lizard), 1778 nucleotides long. Its product is annotated as zona pellucida sperm-binding protein 3-like. Gene Ontology annotation, molecular function: acrosin binding. The record is from RefSeq and is a predicted model, not a curated record. The transcript is spliced from 12 exons. NCBI's taxonomy places the organism in Eukaryota, Metazoa, Chordata, Lepidosauria, Squamata, Lacertidae. Gene Ontology annotation, cellular component: extracellular matrix. Gene Ontology annotation, biological process: egg coat formation; binding of sperm to zona pellucida; positive regulation of acrosome reaction. Bases 17 to 1723 code for a protein of 568 amino acids.